UACUGUAGAUCGUAGAAGUGACUUCUUUCAAAUUUGCUUUAUUAAAUUUUAUAAAUACAUUGUAUCAAAUCCGAAAUAAAAUUUUUCUUUAUUUAAUUCAAGCUAUUAGUGUUGUGAAAUUAGUAUUUAAAAUAUAUAUCUACAAAAAAUAUUUUAUAUUGUUUAAAUAAAACAUAAAAGAAACAAUAUACAGUAAGAAAUGAACAACAAAUCUGGCCCCACCGUGGAUGCAGUGGAAGUUGAGAGGCAUUCAGAGUUAAAGAAUAACUGGUGGAUGCCAAAUGGUUCCGUACCAUGUCUUCAUAGCAUGAACGACCUGAGAAUUCCCUAUAUAAUUGACGGAAUAACAUCGACAAAGAGUAUUGAGAACGCCGCCUUGCCACUCGCUAACAUAAAAAUAUUGGAUAUCGGUUGUGGAGGUGGUUUAGUGUCAGAGCCAUUGGCAAAAUUGGGGGCGAAUGUCACGGGCAUAGAUCCAAGUCAAGAACUGAUAGAUUUGGCGAUAGAGCACAGCCAAAAUAUCGGGCCAAAUAAACCAACAUAUUACUGCACAACGCUUGAGGAACAUGCUCCUAGCCAUCAAAAUUACUAUGAUGCCAUCGUGGCCUCCGAGGUCAUUAGCCACUUGGUCAAUAAAGAAUUAUUUUUCGAGUUAUGUGCAGAAACUCUGAAACCCGGUGGAAAGAUAUUUAUAACCGCACCGAAUAAAACAUGGUUAGCGUACUUCUUCGGAAUAUACGUGGCUGAAAAUAUACUUAAAGUAGUUGCUAAGGGUCUACACGAUUACGAGAAAUUUAUAUCGCCUGAAGAUGUCUCACGCAUAUUAGAAAAAAAGAACUGCAGAGUGGACAAUACCCGAGGUUUAAUUUACUAUCCCUUUUUACAUAAAUGGCAAUGGAUGUAUUUCAAAUCUCUAUGGUAUGCUCUAGAAGCGACUAAAUUGGAAUAGGUUCAAUGAGGUGUUAAUAUUUUGAUAUUUUGUAAUUAUAAAUAAUUAUUUUACUA
Messenger RNA from Zerene cesonia (dogface butterfly), 1005 nucleotides. RefSeq names its product ubiquinone biosynthesis O-methyltransferase, mitochondrial-like. Gene Ontology annotation, molecular function: 2-methoxy-6-polyprenyl-1,4-benzoquinol methyltransferase activity. The coding region runs from base 200 to 949 and encodes 249 amino acids. The record is from RefSeq and is a predicted model, not a curated record. Gene Ontology annotation, biological process: ubiquinone biosynthetic process. Lineage: Eukaryota; Metazoa; Arthropoda; Insecta; Lepidoptera; Pieridae. The transcript has 6 exons.